Molecule: messenger RNA, 472 nt
Organism: Symbiodinium pilosum
Lineage: Eukaryota; Dinophyceae; Suessiales; Symbiodiniaceae
Source: the annotation of a GenBank genome assembly
AUGAGACGUGUCCAGCACCUGACGAUGCCGCUGUCCUUCUCCAUGCUGUUUUACAUUUGGCGACUUGAUUCCAUCAAGGUGGUGUGGAAGGAACUCCGAAAAGCGAAGCCACGGAAAGGUGCCGUGGGCGAGGCCGUGAUGCUUGCGGCACACUGGGCCAUGGUCUUUGCAUUUGUGCCGUUGAAGAUCAUCCCGAUCUACAUCCUACUUUCGGGCUUCAUCACGGCAUUGAUCACCACGGCAACGCAUCAGUCGGAAGAAAUGUUCGAAGACUUUAAUCCCGACUUCGUGGACAAUCAAUUCCGGACAACUCGGGAUGCUGUGGUCGAGAAUCCUUUCGAGAAAUGGGUAUGGGGAGGCAUGCAGUACCAGCUCGAGCACCACCUCUUCCCGUCCAUGCCGCGCUCACGCUAUCCGGCCCUCCAGCCGAUCUUGAAGAAGUUCGCAGAAGCGACACCUGACCUCCUCAUAA